GGAACUCUUCUACAAACCAAAUACUACCUCUUCUCUUCCUACAACUCACUAUUAUUCCUACUGUCUAUCCGCUUUCUCCCCGUCCCAGCACCAUGUCAGCCGAAAAAGACACUUACACCUUCCAGUAUGGCGAGCUGAAGAGGGGUCAGGUCUACGCCCUCGCCAUGGCUAAAGUGACCGAAAACUUUCUGCGCGCCAACUUCCAUGACUCCCCCAACUACGAGAAGCUGCUGCUGUCCGUCUCGGGCCAUCUCACGCGUGAUCCGUCGAUGGACGACAAGCUGCUGCACGGCUUCGAGCUGGCCCUGAUGACGCGGCAGAACGCCGUGCUGAAGGAGGAGCGCGACAACGACAAGGAUCGCAAGAAGUUUGUCUUUGAGAACCGCGCCAAGGGCCGCGACGUCAACGACGAUAGCGAGAGCGAGGCGGAGGAGGAGGGUCUGACGACAGAGGAGCAGCUGGCUGAGCGCAAGCGGCAGCAGGAGGAGGAAGAGAAGCGCAAGGAGGCGGAGUUCCUCGAGGCACAGGAGCGCUUUCAGGCGAUGCUGCGCCGCAAGGAGGAGAACGAGGCACGGCUGAAGAGUCAGGCCCGAAAGGUCGACACGGCCGCCAUCGAGCGCCAGCUGGAGAGCCGCGGCGCGGUGCUGCUGAACGAAGGCCUCGGCGCAAAGAAGAGGAGCGGCAAGGGCAGCCCCAAGCCCGGCCAGCUCUCCGCAGAAGAGGCAGCAAAGAUGAAGGUGGACGUGGCGCUGGUAAUGAAGGAGAAGACGCGCCUCGAUACCGUUCUGCACACGAGCGACGAGGAGCUGCCCGCGGCGCUCGCGGAGGCGAAGAAGUCGCUGGCGGAGUACACGCAGAAGACCGCCACCCUCGGCGAGCCCGCAUCGCCCACGAAGGAGAUGAGCAAGGGAGAAGUGACGCAGCUGCAGCAGAAGCUGACGAAGCAGACAAUGGACAAGAACCGCCUUGCGAUGCAGCUCAAGGCGAUGGAGCCGAACCCGGUGCGUGACGAGCUGGUGGCGGUGCUGGAACAGCGCGACGUGCUCGCCGUCAAGGUGGAGCAGGCUGAAAACGCGUAA
This is a messenger RNA of Leptomonas pyrrhocoris, 1079 nucleotides long. RefSeq lists its product as hypothetical. Bases 93 to 1079 code for a protein of 328 amino acids. The record is from RefSeq and is a predicted model, not a curated record. Lineage: Eukaryota; Euglenozoa; Kinetoplastea; Trypanosomatida; Trypanosomatidae. The transcript has a single exon.